Juglans microcarpa x Juglans regia is the source of this 1911-nucleotide messenger RNA. Its product is annotated as transcription factor SRM1-like. The record is from RefSeq and is a predicted model, not a curated record. Gene Ontology annotation, molecular function: DNA binding. The transcript is spliced from 2 exons. NCBI's taxonomy places the organism in Eukaryota, Viridiplantae, Streptophyta, Magnoliopsida, Fagales, Juglandaceae. Bases 788 to 1681 code for a protein of 297 amino acids.
UAUAAAUCUCAUUUUGAAUUCUUUUUGAUGUUGGAAGCUAGAUUGCAUACAUUGGUUUCUAGAAUUCUCGUGCCAUUUUGAGUUGAAUAGGUAGAAAUUAUAUUUCUAUCAUUGCCAAUUGAGGAGCAUGCGUGGUGAUUUUACUCUUCAAAGGGUUUAAAGGAGGAUAAAUUUUGUGGGCCCGAGCUGUUAGAACUGUUCUUGUCUUGGGGUUUCUUUUGUCUUGUUGGAAUGGGAAAAUAGCAAUUUGAAUGAUCUUUCUCGUCAAUUAUAGACUUCUAGGUUUCUCUUUUUUGUUUGGCUUCUGCGUUGUCUCUUUCAGAUUUCACCAUCCAAAGCCCUAGUUACCAUUCCAUGGAAUUCACCGCUGCGUUCAUUUCUAUAUUUCCCAUCUUGUUUAAGAAUGCCCUUUAGUGUAUCUUUGAUGUAAUGAUUUUCAGAUAUUUUCAUGGUCUAAAGGAACUGUUGCCUUUUCGUUCAUCAAUAGGUCAACAUUUCACAAGAGUACAAAGUUUGAAUUCCGGAUCAAAUCACCGUUAAAUUCUUCACAUACUUCACUAAAUUUCUGAUUUUUAUUGGCGGUGAUCUCUCCUUCGUUUUCAUGGGCGUUUUCUCGGUCUGUUUGUUUCUCUCCUUGCUUACCUCUAUUGUCUGACAUAUCUGCUUCCCAUAAUUUAGGCUACCAUCAGACUACUUAUUGGAAUCCCACCGUAAAGAAAUUCGGAUCCAACUUUCAAGAGCAAGUCCUGUGGGUAGUAUUCUUGGUGGUGGGCUCAGAAUAAGCUAGAUGACUGUGGACGAAGCGGGUAUUAGCUCCUUAUGGAGCAGAGAUCAAGAUAAGGCAUUUGAGAUUGCCCUGGCAACUCAUCCUGAAGAUGCUCCAGAUCGAUGGGAGAAAAUUGCAGCUGAUGUUCCGGGGAAAACCGUAGAAGAGAUUAAACAUCAUUAUGAGCUGUUGGUUUAUGAUAUUAACCUGAUUGAAUCUGGCCGUGUGCCACUGCCUUCCUAUAAUUCUUCUUUGGAGGGGUCAACGAGCUAUACCUGUGAUGAAGGAACUGGUAAGAAGGGUGGCCAUUUGGGGCAUCAUAACAAUGAGUCUAAUAAUGGAAAUAAGGCUUCAAGGUCUGAUCAGGAACGCCGUAAGGGGCUUGCUUGGACAGAGGAUGAGCACAGGUUAUUUCUUCUUGGUUUGGAAAAAUAUGGGAAAGGGGACUGGCGAAGCAUAUCUCGAAACUUUGUGGUGACAAGAACACCUACGCAAGUGGCAAGCCAUGCACAAAAGUACUUCAUUCGUUUGAACUCGAUGAACAAAGAUAGGAGGCGAUCAAGCAUUCAUGACAUUACUAGUGUUGGCGAUGGAGACAUUUCAGCACCACAAGGACCAAUCACUGGCCAAACCAAUGGUGGUUCUGCAGGAGUUUCCUCUAGCAAAUCAACCAAACCACAACUGCAGCCCCAAGCUGGGCCUGCAAGUGUUGGCAUGUAUGGUGGUCCGACUAUAGGGCAACCUAUAGGAGGAUCCCUUGUCUCAGCAGUUGGUACCCCUGUGAAUCUUCCUACGGGACCACAUAUGGCAUACGGUGUCAGAGCCCCUGUACCUGGAGUCAUCGUUCCUGGUGCACCAAUGAACAUGGGUCCAAUGGGAUAUCCAAUGCCGCCCACCUCUGCUGCUCAUAGAUAAUGUGCAGUUUAAGCUUCAACACUUGCAAAAGACAGAAGAAUAUUAUUACUUGUGCUCUUCUUUGGAUCUCAGUCUGAAUAUUUUAGUUUAUUUAGCAGAAGGUUUAAUGUUUUAACUGUCAUUUGUCUAUUUUUGCAUCCGUUCUAAAUAAGCCAUAUGGGUAGGAUUUUACCCUGAAUCUGUAUAGGUAACUGGUGGCAAGUAUCUAUAAGUAGUGCAGCAUUCUUGUU